This is a messenger RNA of Zalophus californianus (California sea lion), 1257 nucleotides long. It is a transcript of the gene OTUB1, whose product is annotated as OTU deubiquitinase, ubiquitin aldehyde binding 1. NCBI's taxonomy places the organism in Eukaryota, Metazoa, Chordata, Mammalia, Carnivora, Otariidae. Gene Ontology annotation, cellular component: nucleus. Bases 72 to 887 code for a protein of 271 amino acids. The record is from RefSeq and is a predicted model, not a curated record. Gene Ontology annotation, molecular function: ubiquitin binding; cysteine-type deubiquitinase activity. Gene Ontology annotation, biological process: protein K48-linked deubiquitination; negative regulation of double-strand break repair. The transcript is spliced from 7 exons.
GGAGGGGCUCCCUUCCGGGAGGAGGGCAACUACUAACCCGGAAGCGGUCAGCGGUGAGGUGCUGUUUAAAGAUGGCGGCGGAGGAACCUCAGCAGCAGAAGCAGGAGCCGCUCGGCAGCGACUCCGAAGGUGUUAACUGUCUUGCUUAUGAUGAAGCCAUCAUGGCUCAGCAGGACCGAAUUCAGCAAGAGAUUGCUGUGCAGAACCCCCUGGUCUCGGAGCGGCUGGAGCUUUCCGUCCUGUACAAGGAGUAUGCUGAGGAUGACAACAUCUAUCAACAGAAGAUCAAGGACCUCCACAAAAAGUACUCAUACAUCCGCAAGACCAGGCCCGACGGAAACUGCUUCUACCGAGCUUUCGGAUUCUCGCACUUGGAGGCGCUGCUGGACGACAGCAAGGAAUUGCAGCGGUUUAAGGCCGUGUCUGCCAAGAGCAAAGAGGACCUGGUGUCCCAGGGCUUUACCGAGUUCACAAUCGAGGAUUUCCACAACACGUUCAUGGACCUGAUCGAGCAGGUGGAGAAGCAGACCUCCGUAGCUGACCUGCUGGCCUCCUUCAACGACCAGAGCACCUCGGACUACCUGGUGGUGUACCUGCGGCUGCUCACCUCAGGCUACCUGCAGCGGGAGAGCAAGUUCUUCGAGCACUUCAUUGAGGGGGGGCGGACGGUCAAGGAGUUCUGUCAGCAGGAGGUGGAGCCCAUGUGCAAGGAGAGCGACCACAUUCACAUCAUCGCGCUGGCCCAGGCCCUCAGCGUCUCCAUCCAGGUGGAGUACAUGGACCGCGGCGAGGGCGGCACCACCAACCCGCACAUCUUUCCCGAGGGCUCCGAGCCCAAGGUGUACCUCCUCUAUCGGCCUGGACACUACGACAUCCUCUACAAAUAGGGCUGGCCCCACCCGCCGCUGCCCUGCCUGCCCUCCCCUCUGCCAGGCGCUAGACAUGUACAGAGGUUUUUUGUGGUUGUAAAUGGUCAUAUUUCACUCCCCCCCCUCCCCGUCACGCAACCUUCCACAUUUUAUUAAAGGGGAUGCUGGUGGUGAGCCGCGUGUCUGCGUGUCCCUGCUCUGCUGCUGCCUGCCCGGCCGCUGUGUCCGGCUGUCCCCCCCCCCCCCCCCCCAGGUGGGUUCCUCUUGGCCUUCCACCUGUCCACACCCAAGCCUCCCCACCAGGAGCAGUUUUGAGGGGGCUAGGCCUCUUGGGGACCCCCUUCUGGUGACCUGCUCCCUUCCCUUCAGGCAGCCAUCCCCCUUCCCU